UGUUCUUGUCCCACUUUACAAGUGAUGAAAGGGAGGCACAAAAGGGCUCAAGAAGACUAUAUGUAUUUUUCAACCACAGAAGUAAAUGAGUCCUGCAUUGCCCAACCCAAGCCAUGCACACUGGAAAGAGAAUCUACUUUUUAUGGCAAGACACAAAGGGAAAGCCGGCCUCCAUCAGAGAAGCUCAAGAUUUCAGUGAUAUCUACAGGUAAUGGUGUAAACUCCCUCUGUGAACAGCCCCCGACAAAGGAUGCUGUAGCCCAACCAGGAUCCACAGAGAACAUUCAGCUUCCAGAGAGAACCAAAGAGCAUGGGCUGUCUCAGCCAGGUGGCAAAGAUGAUACUCAGGGGGCAGAAGAAAAGAAGGCAGUGGAAGUAGUCACAGAGUUGGAGCCUUUAAAGGGAAAUGCUGAGAUUGAACCUAUUGGAACAGAAGCCAUGUGUCAGCCUUUGAGGACAGCAGGACAGAGUGAGUCUCCUGGAGCAGUGGAAGGCACUGAGAACAUACAGUGUGCUGCAGAGAUGAGACCUCUAGAAACAGCUGAGAAAAGUCCUCCUCUGGAAGCAGCUAGAGAGCUACAAGCUCAAGAUGAAGUGGCACAGGAUGAAGAGUCUCUAAUCCCAGAAACAGUUCCCAAAGAGACUGAAUCUCCAGAAAUACUGGAACAAAGUAAUCAGCUUGUGGAGAACAGUGAAGAGCAGCAAUUAGGAAAAGAAGAGCAGUCCCAAUUUCUAGCAGCUGCCAAGGGAAAUGAAUCUGCAGAGGUAUUGGAGAGAAGUCAACUUGUGGAAGGAGCAGAAGAGCAGCAACUUCAAGAAACCAUGGGAAAAGAUAUGCAGUCCCAACUUUUAGAAACAAUUCCCAAAGAAAAUUCUCCAGAAAUAUUGCAAGGAAGACAUUUUAUGGAGUCAGCUGUAAAGAAUGAUUUGCUCCAUAAAACUUCAGAAGUUCCAGGAAACAUGGAGGAGAUUCAACCUGAAGGGGUAGUUGGAAGCAUGGAAUCGCCAGUAGGAAUUUCAGAAACAGAAACAACUGUGGAUGUGGCCAGGGAAAUUCACACCAAUGAAGAGGACCAACACAUUGAAGGUGAGACAGGAGAAAAAGUUGAAACAGAGAUGGAGAACAAGAAAUUGAGUGAAGGAACUGAAACAAAAGAAGAAGAAACAGGAGAAUAUAUGGACCUUUCAGCAGCCACAUAGAUAGGUACGGUGAGAGGAGGGUGAAUGGACACAGCAUGUCAGAAUACAGAAGACAGAAAAGUGGUAGUGAAACUUGUGGUUACAGAUCUGAUCUUUCAAUAUCUACAUGUUUUACUUAAGGAAUGUGGUGAUCAUGUUCUUAAUUACAUUGUUCCAUAAAACCACUAAACUGUAAACAGUUUUUUUUAGCUUUUGCAAAUAACUAUCUCUUCAAAACUACAAUAGCAAGAGAUAAUAACAACUAGGGUUGUUACACUCUCAUAACUUAAGAGUCUGAGGCUGCUUUCUUCAUUGUGGCAAUGGAUCCAUUCAGUAUAGAAAAGAGACCCUAAAAAGAAAGUGCAAACCUUUAGCUAUAGGUGACUGCAGAAAGUAGUUAGUGAAUUUUAGGGCGGUCAUGAAAAUAAAGUCACACAGUAAUAAUUAUGAUGGAAAAGAAUGAACAACAAUGGGACAACUGUGCCUAGUAUUCCUUUACUAUCACAGAAAAGCUGUUAAGAAUCUUAGGAAGUAUGCCAUCUAAUUACUUUUUCACCUUAAGUGUAAGACUAUUGUUUAUCAUGGGAUAUUAAAUAUGUCAACAAAUUGUUUUCAAAGGACGCAUACUUUGGUGCUGUAGCAAGAUUAGGCACUUUCCCCAUGAAAUAUUCCAUGUGCCAUUUUGAAUCAGCUGAUUUUACAGUUAAGUGAGGUUUUCAAAUGAGGUUGUCCUUUUGAUUGACAUUACAAAUAUUUUAAAAUAAUUCAUCUUUAGAUGUAUUUCAGAGGUAACAAAUAGCAAGAAUUAAAGCCUUGUAUUGUCACCUAUGUGGGGCCUAAUUCUUUGACUUUUCUUUUUUUUAGAUUAUUAUGAUUUAAUAUUAGGCUGUAGAGGUAGAAAGGAGCUAAGAAAUCAAUAUUUUUAAGUAUUUAUAAUAUUUCAUUAAUGUUGAAUGAUGCACCAUAGAAAGUCACUUUUCAAGAAUUCUUUCAAAGUUGCUAAGGGGUUUUGGUAAAUGAUUGUAUGUGAAUAAUGAUGAUACUAGCAAUUGUGCAUUGUGUUGAUGAAUAUCAGGACAGAAUUAUAUUCUGGAAGCAUUUGGUUUCUUUAUCUUAAUUGUAUUGUAAAUGUAUGUUUUUAAAAUAACUGCUUGGAUAAAUUACAUGGACUCUUUCAUUUUCAAUCUACUUUAAAAUGACUAAGAUGACCUGUAAUUAAUUUGGAGGAUCUAGGAUAGAGAGAACAUACCAUUUUAAUUCUGAUUUUAAUAUUGGCUUAUGUUUCUGACUUUAAAGAGUUGAGGUAGAAAACAACAGGAGUCACUUGGGUGGAUGACAUCAACCUUUCUGCAAAGUUAAGAAGUUAAAUUGUGAUUUUAUUGAGAGAAGAACUGUGUUUUAUAUAUCUUUGAAUUUAGUCAUUUAGUUCCUCUAAGGGAAAAUGAUAGGUGCUUGCUAAAUAUUUGUCGAAUCAGUGAAUGAAUAUGAUUUUCCAUUUCCAUUUAAUUCUUUAAAAAAGAAUGCAUUUAAAAUAUAGAUUUGUGUAACACUAACAUUCUCAUGCCAUAGCAACUUACGCUCAGGCAUAUGAUAGUUCCCCAGGCAACUAUCAGGCAAUGAUAGUUUCCCAAACAACAAUAUUUCUAAGUCAGAAAGUUGUAUAAAUCAGGAACUAAAUCAACAUCUUUCAGUCUACAUUUUUUCAUCCAAAGGUAUUAUUCCUGACCAAAAGUUAUUUUUAUACAGGUAACUAGUAAGUAGAAAAAUGGCAAAGCUUAGCGCAUAAUAUGAUUACCUUAAAAGUAGAAUUUUCCUUUGUAUUAAGAAUGGAAAUAUAGGAUUCAUUUAGUAGGCAGAAAGUCCAUUCUCUGUUAUGUGGAUUGUUUUAAAAAAAAUCUUCUAUGCAUGUCAAGGAGAUCUAUUUAGAGCUUAUUCUUGAGGGAUCUGUUCCUCAAACACAUAGUUGCAAUUAAAAAGUUUUCCAAUUGUUUAAUUUUAUUAUUUCCUGUUAAUGACUAAAACCACUUAUUCUCAGAAA
Molecule: messenger RNA, 3217 nt
Organism: Talpa occidentalis (Iberian mole)
Lineage: Eukaryota; Metazoa; Chordata; Mammalia; Eulipotyphla; Talpidae
Gene: ERICH5
Product: glutamate rich 5
Exons: 3
Coding region: 25-1200 (391 amino acids)
Source: RefSeq, a predicted model, not a curated record